Salvelinus sp. IW2-2015 is the source of this 531-nucleotide messenger RNA. RefSeq names its product fos-related antigen 2-like. Gene Ontology annotation, cellular component: nucleus. Gene Ontology annotation, biological process: regulation of transcription by RNA polymerase II. Gene Ontology annotation, molecular function: RNA polymerase II cis-regulatory region sequence-specific DNA binding; DNA-binding transcription factor activity, RNA polymerase II-specific. NCBI's taxonomy places the organism in Eukaryota, Metazoa, Chordata, Actinopteri, Salmoniformes, Salmonidae. The record is from RefSeq and is a predicted model, not a curated record.
ACAAUGUGUUUGUUCCCCGGAGUUGAAGACACACAACUUGUGUUCUUUGUCAUCUUGAAAACAUCUAUUAUCAUCUUGAAAAUAUCCACUCACCAUUUUUCUCCCUCUCUGCCCUCUUUUUUCCCGCUCUGCCCACCUCCCUCUCUUGGCUACCUUUCCUGUAUCUAGAAAUACCGGGUCGACAUGCCUGGCUCUAGCAGUGCCUUCAUCCCUACGAUAAACGCCAUCACGACCAGCCAGGACCUGCAGUGGAUGGUGCAGCCCACAGUGAUCACCUCUAUGUCCAACCCGUAUUCACGCUCCCACCCUUAUGGCCACCACCUCUCCAACGGCCCCGGGCUCCUGGGACACACCACCCUGGCCCGUCCGGGUGUCAUCCGCUCCAUUGGGGACACCCGCGGACGCCGCAGGAGAGAUGAGCAGCUUACCCCUGAAGAAGAGGAGAAGAGGAGGGUGAGACGCGAGAGGAACAAGUUGGCUGCCGCCAAGUGCCGCAACCGCAGACGGGAACUCACUGAGACGCUCCAAGGA